AUGAUUCCCAACUGGAUCAACGCUUUCGCCGCCCAGCAUCCUCUAGGUUCUAUGAGCACCAAGGAGAGCUCCACUGCUAAAAACAGACCGUUCACAGCUUGGAGUGCACUCGACGAUGUGAAAACCAAGGCCGACGACAUUGCCCACGAGGCAAGCCGGGAAUUUAAUGCUGCAAGCCAGAAGGCUCAGGAGAAGACCGGCAAGAUUCAGCCUGGCUCUCUGAAGUACUAUGCAGCUUGUACAUUUGGUGGAAUGCUAGCAUGUGGUCUUACCCACACUGCCGUGACACCCCUCGACCUGAUCAAAUGUCGCCGCCAAGUUGACUCCAAGCUCUACAAGAGCAACCUACAAGCCUUCCGUACCAUCCGUGCAGCUGAAGGUAUUCGCGGUGUUUUCACGGGCUGGAGCCCUACCUUCUUCGGCUACAGUGCCCAAGGAGCUUUCAAGUAUGGAGGAUACGAAUACUUCAAGGUCUUCUACAGCGACCUAGUCGGCCAGGAAAAUGCGAGCCGGUUCAAGACUGCCAUCUACCUGACAGCAAGUGCUUCGGCGGAGCUCAUCGCAGAUGUUGCGCUGUGUCCAUUCGAGUCUGUAAAGGUCCGCGGUCAGACUACCAUUCCUCCUGAGAUCACAGGUACUUUCAGCGGUAUCUCAAGCGUUGUUGCCAAGGAGGGCGUUGCUGGUCUGUACAAGGGUCUCUACCCGUUGUGGGGCCGUCAAGUUCCCUACACUAUGAUGAAGUUUGCUUCCUUCGAGACCAUUGUUGAGAUGAUCUACCACAAUCUACCAGGUCAGAAGUCCGACUACAACAAGGGCGCCCAGACUGCCGUUGCAUUCACAGGCGGUUACCUCGCUGGUAUUCUGUGUGCUGCGGUAUCGCACCCUGCAGAUGUCAUGGUUAGCAAGUUGAACGCGAAUCGACAGGCGGGUGAGGCAUUUGGCGCUGCUAUGAGUCGCAUCUAUGGUGACAUUGGCUUCCGGGGAUUGUGGAACGGACUGCCUGUCCGUAUUGUGAUGAUCGGUACUUUGACCGGUCUCCAAUGGAUGAUCUACGAUUCAUUCAAGAUUUUCAUGGGCCUUCCUACCACAGGUGGCUCAGGCGAAGACAAGAAGAAGACGAACUAA
Messenger RNA from Penicillium verrucosum, 1125 nucleotides. Its product is annotated as putative mitochondrial phosphate carrier protein. Gene Ontology annotation, biological process: mitochondrial phosphate ion transmembrane transport. Bases 1 to 1125 code for a protein of 374 amino acids. The record is from RefSeq and is a predicted model, not a curated record. Gene Ontology annotation, molecular function: phosphate transmembrane transporter activity. The transcript is spliced from 6 exons. Gene Ontology annotation, cellular component: mitochondrial inner membrane. NCBI's taxonomy places the organism in Eukaryota, Fungi, Ascomycota, Eurotiomycetes, Eurotiales, Aspergillaceae.